GAGUACUUGUCUUAUAUCUUGGGUAUGUUCUGUUUAUACGUGACCAAUUUUUGGAUGACAAUGCAAUACGGUACUUCCGUCGACCUUUCACGCCCGGUUUCCGGGUUCAAGGAUCGUUACCCGGUCACCCUUACCCUUGGGAAUCCUCUCACUUUGCUCCUGAUAUAGGAGACUUCUGAGCCCACUAUUUACCAAAGAACAUCUGCUCUGUAAAUCCUAAAUGGGACUACCAGAGGAUAUUCUUCUCUCAGAUUCUGGCCUGGAAGAUAUGAGACCUGGUCAAAAUUUGUGUGAGGUAAGAUCAGUUUUAGCUCUUAAAAUAGAAAAUCCUAUAAUUUCCUGAAAAUAAAUAUAUACAUAAAUCCACUACUUGGUUGAUGACCUGGAACAGAUACAAUCAUCCACUUUUUAGCUCAAAAUGAAAAGUUAAUUUUACAUCACCUAAAUUUGGUUAAAUGACUAUAAGUUAGUUUCUUAAUCAAAUAACAAUCAGGGUAGAUUUUGCAAACACAAAUAAAGAAAAUAAGUGAAAGAUGGAUUCUGGACCUUCCUGGGCUGAUCAAUGGGACAACAACAACCCAGAUCCGGCGACGUCGAACGAUGAUAAAAAGAAAGAAGCCAACAAAUCUGGUGUUAAGAAACUUCAAGAAAGGAUCCUGAAAAUAUUUGGCAAGAAAACUGAGAAGUAGUCCAUCAUAUCAUGUUAAUUCCCAUGGAGAGUUAGCUUAUGAAUGUUGUGGACAGUUACUUCUGCAUAACUAAGUCCAUUGUUUUGUACAUUUAUGUUGCUUUAGUUAUAAACUUUUUUAAAAUUCUCUUGCCUAUCUCAUUAACAAGUUUUUUGUUUGGCCAUCAAUAUGGGUUAUGAUUAAGAUUUAUGAAAUGAUAUGAUAAUUCUGUAGUUUUAUGAGGCAUUAUUGUUGUCAAUCUGAAUUAUCAAGAAACCCAUUA
Messenger RNA from Beta vulgaris subsp. vulgaris (sugar beet), 951 nucleotides. RefSeq lists its product as hypothetical. The record is from RefSeq and is a predicted model, not a curated record. Lineage: Eukaryota; Viridiplantae; Streptophyta; Magnoliopsida; Caryophyllales; Amaranthaceae. The transcript has a single exon. Bases 534 to 689 code for a protein of 51 amino acids.